Messenger RNA from Quercus lobata, 1296 nucleotides. RefSeq names its product plant UBX domain-containing protein 7-like. The record is from RefSeq and is a predicted model, not a curated record. Lineage: Eukaryota; Viridiplantae; Streptophyta; Magnoliopsida; Fagales; Fagaceae. The transcript has 7 exons. Gene Ontology annotation, biological process: proteasome-mediated ubiquitin-dependent protein catabolic process. Gene Ontology annotation, cellular component: nucleus. The coding region runs from base 470 to 865 and encodes 131 amino acids. Gene Ontology annotation, molecular function: ubiquitin binding.
AAUGUGCACCGUAGCAAUGGAGCUUAGCUCUACUGCUGAGUGCUGAUUUUAGGGUUGAGGAGCUAAAAUAUAGCAAUAUAGCUAUAUAGUACCACUGCUAUGAGUGCUCUUGUUAGUUUAUAUAAACCUUUCCCUCCGUCUCUGCAUUCAUGAUUUCAUUCAGUUGUUUCAUUACUAUUCCUAGGCUAAGAGAGAUCUCUCGGCAGUCAGGUUUGUGAGAGAAAAACAAAACAAAAAGAGAAGAGAAGCUAUGGAGGAAGGACUGCUCUCUGCUUCUGAUAAGCAGAGCAUGGUCUCGUUUUUUCUAGAGAUAGCCGUUGGCCAGACCGCCGAUACCGCUAUUCAGUUCUUGUAGUAAUUUGGAGAGGGACACAAGAAAUGAAAAUGUUGGAGAUGAAGUGCGCCCUCCUUUACCUGUUAUAAGGGAAGCUCUUUAUGAUGAUGCAAUGUUGUAUCAACUUAUCUACAAAUGCAGGCGAAAAAUGCUGCUGCUUCUUAUGACAAAUGGCUCCUCGUGAACUUGCAAUUGACCAAAGAGUUCACCUCUCAUAUGCUUAAUCAGGAUACAUGGUCAAAUGAAGCUGUUUCUCAAAUUAUUAUGUCCAAUUUUUUCUUCUGGCAGGUGUAUGAUGAUACAACUGAAGGUAGAAAGGUUUGCAUGUAUAAGCUGGAUUAUUUUCCUGUAGUGCUUGUCAUUGACCCCAUAACUGGUCAGAAAAUGCGUUCCUGGUGUGGAAUGGUUCAACCUGAUCAAUUGCUGGAGGAUCUGUUAUCAUUCAUGGAUGGUGGCCCCAAAGAUCAUCACAUAAUUCUCUCUAAUAAACGCCCAAGAGAAAGUUCUUUUGACUCCUCAUCAAAGCAGUAAAGAUGAAACAAAUGAGGAGGACAAGGAAAUGUUACAUGCAUUGGCAGCUUCUAUGGAAGGCAUGAAAGAUUUAAGAGGGAGGACUGCUAAAGACAAAAAUGUAACUGUUACUGAAAAGAAAAAAACAUGCACCACUAAUAAGCUGGCAUAUCCACCUCUGCCUGAAGAACCCAAGGGCGAUAGGAACCUCCUUUGUAGGGUUAGAUUCCAUCUUCCAGAUGGACGCAAAGUCCAGAGAAAUUUCUUCCGAUCUGAUUUGCACGUGGAGGGUAGAGAUGAUAAGGGAGGAUGGUAUAGAGAUGAUAAGGGAGGAUGGUAUAAAACGGGAUGGAGACCUUAAGAAAAGGGAUCGGAAAUUUGUAAGAGAAAACACUGUAACAGUUUGAACCAUUUGUGUAACUUUUUUUCAAUCAAUAUAUAUUAGAACAGAC